Molecule: messenger RNA, 861 nt
Organism: Homo sapiens (human)
Lineage: Eukaryota; Metazoa; Chordata; Mammalia; Primates; Hominidae
Gene: LEAP2
Product: liver enriched antimicrobial peptide 2
Exons: 3
Coding region: 28-261 (77 amino acids)
Biological process (GO): defense response to bacterium
Cellular component (GO): extracellular region
Source: RefSeq, marked reviewed
AGGCUCCAACAUCCUCCCCCUGUCAAGAUGUGGCACCUCAAACUUUGUGCAGUCCUCAUGAUCUUCCUGUUGCUGUUGGGCCAGAUAGAUGGCUCCCCAAUACCAGAAGUGAGUUCGGCAAAGAGAAGGCCACGGAGAAUGACCCCAUUUUGGAGAGGGGUUUCCCUCAGGCCUAUUGGAGCCUCCUGCCGGGAUGAUUCUGAGUGUAUCACAAGGCUAUGCAGAAAAAGACGCUGUUCCUUAAGUGUGGCCCAGGAAUGAUGUACAUACCAGGGAAAGAAAGGACAGCAGUCACCUCCGACAAUGCUCCGUUCUAUGGAAUAUUGAUUAACUGCAUUUUGGCUGGAGACACCCAAGUGAAGCAAUCUUGUAUUUUUAAUAUUUAAAGGCAGAUGUACGCUUUAAAUUGGUCUCCAUUUCUUCUUAGAAUGUUGAUAUAUGGAUAAGCAUAACUAAACUUGUCAAUUUAGAGUUUAUUUUUCUAUGGAUACUAUUAAAUGUCUCAAAUUGAAAUUUUAGCAGUCUGGAAUUCAAGCUUUUGAGGGAAAGAAGGAUUCAUUUUGUAUACUAAAGAAAAAAACAGCAUUGCCCAAUAAUGUGUUAACUUCUCAAUCUGGAAAGUGUAGUGAGAGCUACAUAAUCAAUAGCUACGUAAUCAACUUCAGCAAGUUCCUAAGCUGUGGCCCUGGAUCCCUUCACUCCAUACUCUUCAGGGAGGUGUCAAAGGUGGUCAAGCUUGGGAGGCUGAGGCAGGAGAAUCACUUGAACCUGGGAGGUGGAGGUUGCAGUGAGCCAAGAUCAUGCCACUGCACCCCAGCCUGGGUGACAUAGAGAGACUCUGUCUCAAAAAAAAAAAAAAAA